AUGGCACCACUCCACCGCCAAACCCCUCCAAAACACAUCGACCGCCGCGACCUCUACACAAACCUAGAAGCACGCAUCCAAUACCUACACUCCUUCCUAGACUUCAGCACGCGCGACAUCGAAGCCCUAACCUCGGGCGCAAAAUACAUCCGCGCGCUCAUCCCAGCCAUCGUAAACAUCGUCUACAAAAAGCUCCUCCAAUACGACAUCACAGCGCGAGCCUUUACCACGCGAUCGACAUCGUACUCAGGCCCAGUCGAUCAAGAAGAAGAGAUGAAUGAAUCGUCGCCGCAGAUUCUGCAUCGCAAAGGGUUUUUGAGGGGGUAUUUGGUGAAACUGUGUAGUGAUCCUUCGAAGAUGGAGUUUUGGGAGUAUUAUAUUUUAGAUAAAGUCGGCAUGAUGCAUGUUAAUCGCGACGAAUCGCAACACUCCCUCCACAUCGAAUACAUCCACAUCUCCGCCACCCUCUCUCUCAUCCAAGAUAUACUCACCUCGGCAAUCCUCUCGCACCCGCGUCUAACCAUGGAUCGUAAGAUCGCCCUCUUAAAGGCGUUGUCGAAGAUAUUGUGGAUCCAGAACGAUUUAUUCGCGAAAUGGUAUGUGCGGGAUGGCGACGAGUAUGAGGGGGAGAGGUUGGUGCCGGAGGUUGAGGCCGAGGGGUGGUUGCAUGGGAAGGAGGUAGUAAGGGGGGAAGAAGAGGUGGGAGGAGGGGAUGAUGGGGAGGAGGAGGAGCAGAUUGAGGAGCGGGGUGGGAGGUGUCCGUUUAAGGAUGUGGAGGUUGGCGGUGCGAAGUUUGUCUGAGAAGAGAUGGAUGGCGUGGUGCGGGGUGAAGGCAUGUAGUUUCUUGCGUGGGUUUUAUCGGGAAUCGAGUUGCGAUUGUUGGUAGAACCAAGUGCCCAGCUCCCGGCAGUUUUCUCGUC
Periconia digitata is the source of this 920-nucleotide messenger RNA. The record is from the annotation of a GenBank genome assembly. Lineage: Eukaryota; Fungi; Ascomycota; Dothideomycetes; Pleosporales; Periconiaceae.